CGGGUGCAGGCAGAGGAAGUAAGAGGGCUGAGGUCACAUCUCCCUGGAGCCCCUUGCCGCCGGCUUUUUCAGAGCCUCGCCAUGAGCGCGCAGCCACAGCCGCAGCCCGCGCCCACCGUGCGCUCCUCAGCCCUCCCUGCGCCACCACUUUCGCCCAUGUCUCAGUACGCCCCCGGCUCGGACCUCAAGGGGGCUUUGGACAGCAGCAGUCCGGAGGCCAACACUGAAGAUGACAAGACAGAGGAGGACAUGCCCAUGCCGAGGAGCUACCUGUGGCUCACCAUCGUCUCCUGCUUUUGCCCCGCGUACCCCAUCAACAUCGUGGGUUUGGUCUUCUCUAUCAUGGCUCAGAACAGCUACAACGAAGGAGACUACGAGGGAGCCAGGCGGCUGGGGCGGAAUGCCAAGUGGGUGGCCAUCGCCUCCAUCAUCAUUGGCCUCAUCAUCAUCACCAUCUCGUGUGUGGUGCACUUCACGAGGAAUGCCUGAGGAGCCCGUGGUUGGUUGCAAGCAUGGAGGAUGACCCUCGUCCACACCCCCGAAGAAGUUUGUGAGGAAUGGAUCCUUGACUUUAGACUGUGAGAUCUCUUCCUCAGGACUCUCCAGAGGCAGGUCCCUGGCAAAUGAGCAGCAACAACAAAAAGUCCCCAAUUUAGGAAAUCCAAGCCACACAGCCGCAUCAGCCAAUGUCAGUGAUUUAUAAAAAGAAGAAGAAGACGAAGAAAACGAACUCUCACUGUGUCCACCGAGCGAAGCUCUGCGUGUGCAAUCUUCUUCUCCAGAGGUGACGUCCAGAAACCCGUGCCUCUCCGUUGGGUAGGGGACUGGAUCUGGGCAGAAUAGGAGGCCCCAGGAAGAUGCUAGUGUUUAUAGCGUCAAAUACAACAUCUGCAGCAUGUUUAAAGUUGUCUAAUGCAGUUGAAUUCAUGGAUUUUUUUCUUUCAUUUUUCCAUGUUGUAGGUUCGCUACAGUCUUUAAUGACUGCUUCCCCAUCAGCAUCCCCAAAACUCCCCAACCAGGUGGUCAAAGACCUGAAGACCCUCUACGCUUCUGUCUUGACCCUUAUUUUUCCUCAUAGCACCUCACCCGCAACUUUCUUGCUUGCAUCCUUUUUUUUUGUUUUCUUUUUUGGUUUUUUUCCGGGACCGGGAAUCAAACUCACAACCUUGUGCUUGCCAGGCAGGCGCUGUGCAGCUGAGCUAAAUCCCCAGCCCCUUCUUGCUUGCAUCCUCAUUGAUCAAUAUGAUCAUAACCUCAGUCUUCACUCAAGCAGACUCUGAGAAUGUGUUCAGUGGUCAAUCCUAGGCUCAGAGCAUCCUCUUAAUGCCAAGUUUGGGAAUAAACUGGCUGUGUUUACAGAAUAUACACUCCCCAACCCCCACUCUCCUAGUAUCUAAUCAGCCUCUCUCUCUCUCUCUCUCUAUCUAUCUAUCUAUCUCUCUCUCUCAUUUCAAUCUUUGGUUUUCCUGGAUGCCACCUGGAAAUACCCCCCCCAUAUUACUUUUCUGUCAAAGGCAAAUCCUUUAGGUCUGAAUGAGCUAGUUUGCUGACGCCGUUAGUCUGCCUGCCAGAUGUGCCGCCAGUGUUCUGCAGAAUGUGUGCCACUGGUGGUACACAGAUCAUUUCUGAUUAGUUCAUAGGCACAGCACUAAUUAAUAUGGAAUCACAUAGAACUCCUUUUCUGUUCCUUUUCAAUCCUGAUUACAGCAAGGAGAAAGUUUGUUUGGGAGAGAACGGAUCCUUAACACUUUUUUGACACUGUGGCCUUUUAAACAGAAAGCAGCCCUCAAACCCGGUCUGUGUCUACAGAGAAUUCAGUGAUACUAUUUUGUUUUCACGGUAUUUAAUUUAUUACCUUCCAUUUGUGGCUUUGCCAAGAUGUGUGUGCUAUAUUGUUUCUAUUCAAAUAAACUUACUUAAAAAUAAAUGGACUCAAAGACAAAUACCAGGUCAUUAACGGAACACGUGAAAUAUAUGUAUAUAAAUAGCAAAAGUCAGGUCAACAAGUAGUGUUAGAAAUACAGUGGUAACGAAUUUUAGAUUCAAAAGAAAAGGCAGCUUAUUCUAGUUAAACAAACAAAAAAGGCUAAGAGUCAAAAUACAUUUUUUUUGUUAACUAGCUAUGCAAGCUGAUUUUAAGCAAGUUUCUUAGCCUGUCUGUGCUCAAAUUUCUUCAUCUGGAAAAUGGAGAUAAGAAUGCUUGCCUACUUACCUCAUGGUGUUAUGAAAAUUGUCAUAAAAGAUGCUCCCUGGCAGGAGAAUUCUAAGUGCUGUACAAAUACAAAGCAUGGUUCUUAGAGCAUUUUAAAUCUCAGGCAUUUGUUAAAAUACUGGAGCCUAGCAAAAUAAUAAAAGUUGAUGGACACCAGAUUCCACCUGUCAUUUCAUCCAGACGUCCAUCACGAGCCAGCGCUUGUCCCAGGAGGACAGUAAGUCAGGGACAUGAAUUCUCAGCACACAGAGAUGCUAGCUAGAGCCAUUCCAGUAUAUUGGAUCUUGAUAUUGUUUCUGACAUUUUGUUGUUUGUUUAUGUGUGUUUGGGUCCCUUCCUAGUCUUUUACCCAAAUCAAAUGAAAAGUGUUGCUGAGAGGCAGAAUAAAAACGGUUUUAAGUAAGACUA
This is a messenger RNA of Chinchilla lanigera (long-tailed chinchilla), 2620 nucleotides long. RefSeq names its product transmembrane protein 233 (gene Tmem233). The transcript has 3 exons. The coding region runs from base 82 to 489 and encodes 135 amino acids. NCBI's taxonomy places the organism in Eukaryota, Metazoa, Chordata, Mammalia, Rodentia, Chinchillidae. The record is from RefSeq and is a predicted model, not a curated record. Gene Ontology annotation, cellular component: membrane.